Messenger RNA from Oryza brachyantha (malo sina), 2055 nucleotides. Its product is annotated as protein tesmin/TSO1-like CXC 5. The record is from RefSeq and is a predicted model, not a curated record. Gene Ontology annotation, biological process: regulation of DNA-templated transcription. Gene Ontology annotation, cellular component: nucleus. NCBI's taxonomy places the organism in Eukaryota, Viridiplantae, Streptophyta, Magnoliopsida, Poales, Poaceae. Bases 257 to 1708 code for a protein of 483 amino acids. The transcript is spliced from 8 exons.
UCGCCCUCCCCUCCUCCUCUGCCCGCGCCGAGAAGCGCCCGCGAGGCCGCCUCUGCGGCGGCGAGCUGCUGCCCCCCCCGCCGCAUCCUCGCCGGUGAGAGCGAACCACGCGCGUCCCUCUGUCUCGCCUAGCCUACUCCCUCUCCGCUCUCGACUUUAUAGCUUCUCUGGUAGAUCUGAGAGCGUUUCCUCUUCGCCUACCCACUGCAGCUUGGUUCGGACGGAAUUUGUGGGGUGCGUGUUCGGCUGAAGCUUCAUGCCCCCCGUUAGGCCCGCGCCAAUGGUUCCGCCGCAAGAGCAGCAGCAGCAGAAGCAGAAGCCGGCGGUCCCGGUGACGAGGUCGUGGCCGGUGGCCUUCAUACCGCCGAAGCCAGCUGUUGAAGUAAAAAAUGCCAGUCCAAAGAAAAGGAAACACUGUAACUGUAAGAACUCGCGAUGUCUGAAGAUGUAUUGUGAGUGUUUUGCUGCAAGUGUUUAUUGUGAUGGAUGCCACUGUUCACCUUGUGGAAACAAGGUUGAGAAUGAAAACACAAGGAAGGAAGCUAUUCAAUCAAUUCUUCUUCGUAAUCCACUUGCAUUUCAGCCUAAAAUUGAAAACAGCCCAAAUACUGUAAAUGUUCGAAAGGAUAAUUCUGGAGCCGUACCUGUUGUACCAAAGCACAAUAAGGGCUGUCAUUGCAGGAAGUCAGAAUGCUUAAAGAAGUAUUGUGAAUGCUUCCAAGCAAACAUCCUUUGCUCUAAGAAUUGUGGAUGUAAGGACUGUAAGAAUUUUGAAGGAAGUGAAGAGCGACAAACUUUAGUUCAAAUGGAGAAUGCAUCUGAUAGAAAUCACAUUCAAGAAGCAGCUAACUUUGUUCUCAAUGGUGCCAUUGGAUCCUUAGGAUACAAAAGUUCUUCAAAGCGUAGGAAAAAAUCUCAAGAAAAUUCCCUUGGUGAACAAAUUAUGUCAGAGUCACAAUUUCAAUCGGCUGACCAUGCCGAUGUUUCGCAGCUGACACCAUCUUGCACAGGAUCUGGAUGGGACAUUGCUAUCAAUCACCAAAGUAAAUCAUCUAAAAUGAUCUAUAGGUCUCCACUAGCAAACACUAUCCCUCUUAUUGAAGUCAGUGAUCUUGUCAAGCAUGUGGUGGUUGCAUGCAGAAAGGAAGCAGAAGCAUUCCCCGCAAAAGCUGACAAUAAAGUGGAUAUGCAAGAAGAGAAUGAUAAAAUGAACAAUGAUAAGAAUAAAGAGCAAAAAUUGAAGGAGGCCUCUCUCAAGGACAUCCAAAACAAGUCCUGUAUAGAUCAGUUGAACAUUAAUGAAACAGGGCCCCAUCUAGUUAACACUUCUAAAGAUUUUAGGCCCACAUCACCAGGAACACAAGCGCUAAUGUGUGAUGAGCAGGAUACUACAUUUGGAAAUGAUGAUUAUAGAAGCCCAUCUAUGGUGCCUUCAUGUGGUCAGGGCAUUUCUGAGCUAAAUGUCGCUCAGGAAAACAAGGUAUUGACAGGGCUGCGUGACUAUCUCCGUGUGCUUAUCACGCGUGGAAAUAUAAAUGCAACCAAAUCCUCAGCAGAGGCAGCAAUGGAAUUGGAUUCCUGGCGGCAUCAUAGGGCAACUGUUUUUUGCCAAGACAAAUCGAUGUCUUCCAACGGUCCUGAAACCCUUGGAAAUAAUCAAGCAUCUAUGUCAAAUGAUGAACAAAAGGGAAAGAGUGAGGUUAAGUAGUACUAGAUACAGGCUGCACUGUAAAUGAUCAUCUCUGUACAUAGAUGGGUGAGAUAGAUAGUAUAAUCCCCGUUGCCAAAACUGAGCAACCGGCCUCGGUAGAAUCGAUCAUUAUUUAUUGAGUGUAGCAAGCAACAGUUUUACUGAUGUAUUAAUUCAAUCCAAUAAAAUGUCAAUUGAUUUUUGGGGUCUUGAAACUGUCUUUCUGGGAUAUUGUACAAAGCCAGUACCACUAGGGAUUUUUUUUGGUUAUCCAUAAUAAUCUUCAAGAUAUUGUACUGGCCCACUGCCAUGUAAACUUCAGUGGAACAGAUAAACUGCCGUUAUGAGUACAUCUUAUGGCAACA